Trichobilharzia regenti is the source of this 1947-nucleotide messenger RNA. NCBI's taxonomy places the organism in Eukaryota, Metazoa, Platyhelminthes, Trematoda, Strigeidida, Schistosomatidae. The record is from the annotation of a GenBank genome assembly.
UGCUUCAAAUAUGAGUUUAUGUGUAUGCGAUCAGAAGGUAUUAAGUAGUGUAAUAUAGUGUUCACAAACAACAUUUAUUAUUACUAUUAAUAAUAAUAUGACUAUCUCAUAAAGCAUAGAUUCUCAAUUUAUUUAAAGUAAUGGGAGUUAUUCCAAGAGGUUUAAGCAAUUUCUGCUGAUUAUCACCAAUAAAUUAUGAUGAGGUGAAACUUUGCAUAUCAACAUGUCAUUCUCUGAGUACAGUAGGAGUGAAAGAACAGCCAUCAUUUUAUUUAUCAAAACAAUAUGAAUUUAAAGUCGUUAUGAAUGCUUCAAUUAAACGUGAACGUAUAAAACCUUCAUCAUCUUCACUACGUACUACAGCUAGUAGUAAUUAUAACUUUGCUACACGUCUAAAAAAUCGUGUAUGUUCAAAUUCUUGCUUAAAAAUAGUUUAUUUAUCCUGUGCUACAUUAAUAUCUGCCAGUUUCAUCAUCGAAUGUAUUCUACUUCAUUUAAUUAUUGUGCCAUAUUUAUCUGAAUCAAUAUUUGAAGAGGGUAUGUGUCAGUAUAGUGCUUCACGUCGGGAAGAGUCUAGUAAACGCUGUGAAAACAAGUGUUCUAAAGAACGUUCCACUUUUCCAUGUCUUCAAAUAAUAGUUAAAUUCACACCGAUUCGUACAGUCCCUUAUCAAGUAUUGAAACAAAAGACUAACAAUAACAUCAAUAAAAAUAAGGAAUUAAUGAAACAGUAUAUGGAACAUGAGAAUUACGAAAAGUCAUUAACACCUAUGCUGAGUAAUACUGCAUCAGAUUUAUCCAAUUUCACUAAAUAUUAUGAUUCAACAGAGUCUCGUAUGGUUUAUUUAUAUGAUUAUUUUAGUACAUUUGCUGCUCAUAAAACUAGUCAAUGUUCAACAAGUCCUUGUCAUAGACGUGAAGAGGAUAAUAAAUUAGCUGUUGAAGAAUUCAAACGUGAUUUAAGUCGUCGUCAUAUAUUUCACUGUUAUGCUCGUCCAAAAACACCAAUGACCAGUACACAAAUCGCAAAUAUACAAACUACAAGUCAACAUUCAGUAUCAUCAUCAUCCUCUUCAUCAUUUCCAUCUUUACCAUCAUCCACGUCUUCGUCUUCUUCUACUUCCCCUCCAUCUUCGUCUUAUAUCUAUUAUAAUUUAAACGAUUCAAAGAUAUCUAGUAGAUAUCUACCUCUGAUAUCAUCAGAUCCAAAAGAUGCUGCAGCUAUCCUUCAUCGGUUGUAUACACCAUCGAUGUUUAUGCAUAGUCUUUUAUGGCCUGGUGGUAUAUUUUUAACUGCUUUACUCAUUUUAUUAUUCACAUAUUUCACUGAUUCAUGCGAAGCAUGGGCUGGUGAUAAAACAGUUAUAGCCUAAAUGAGGCUAUGCAUGAUGAUGAUGAUAUGACAAACAUGUUUUUGUUUUUUUUCUUGCUGUUUAAUAUAUUUUCACUUUUUCAAGCAAGAUGUAAUUAUCUACUGUGGAUCUGUUGUCUCAAAUUAUUAUUUUAUUCAAUUAUCACAUUAUCAAGUGAAAAUUAACGAAAUUAUACAAAUGACAACAACAACAACAAAUAACAACACUGGAAAUUGCCGAUGUUGUUUUCUUCUUCGUAAAACUCUGUUCUUUCAAAUAAUAUUCAAGUAUAUUAUGUAAUAUAAGUCUUCAUGUUUAUGUAUGUGUAACAACUACCAGUGGUGAAGUUGUUCGUUGUGUACUUCAUUUUGUGUUUACCUCAUAAACUCUCUUUUUUUCACCUUCAUUCUCUCGCUGUCUCACUCUUCAGUUGUCCUUCCGUCUUUCUCCUUAAGACCUUAAUUUGUUUAUUUAUUAAUUUAUACAUACGUUGAAAGUUAAAGAUUUAUUGUCAAUUGUUACCUAACUCUUAUAUCCAGAUGGACUUGCUAAACUGACAAAACAACAAGUGAAUAUAUAUAUAUAUAUAUAUAAA